UUUAAACCUCAUUAAACUCCCCCUUAAACUUGCCCUUUUCUCUCUCUAAAACAAAUCCAGUGGGAGGCCAGAUCAGAGAGAGAGAGAGAGAGAGACAAAAAGGGCGCUUCGCGCAUCAAAACCCAAAAAAAUCCAACCCAACCCCCAAAAAUUCGAAAGAAAAAAGCAUAAAAACUACGAAAUCGCUGUGCGUCUCUCUGAAACGAGAACAAGAACGCACAGCAGUAGGCAGAGAGCAGAAGGUUGGAGCAAAAAAUGGGGCAGAAGGCGCUGAUCUACGCGUUCGUGGCGCGCGGCACUGUGGUUCUCGCCGAGUACACGGAAUUCAGCGGCAAUUUCAACUCCAUUGCGUUUCAGUGCCUCCAGAAGCUUCCUGCUACCAACAACAAGUUCACCUACAACUGCGAUGGCCACACCUUCAAUUACCUCGUCGACAAUGGCUACACAUACUGUGUGGUUGCAGAUGAAUCGAGUGGAAGACAAGUACCUAUCGCUUUUCUGGAGCGUGUCAAGGAUGACUUUGUUGCGAAAUAUGGUGCUGGAAAGGCUGCCACAGCUGCUGCCAACAGCCUUAACAAGGAAUUUGGGUCAAAAUUGAAGGAACAUAUGCAAUACUGUGUUGAUCAUCCUGAAGAAAUAAGCAAGCUUGCAAAGGUGAAGGCCCAGGUUUCAGAAGUCAAAGGUGUUAUGAUGGAGAAUAUUGAAAAGGUUUUGGAUAGGGGGGAAAAGAUAGAGCUUUUAGUCGAUAAGACUGAGAACCUUCAUCAACAGGCACAGGACUUUCGGACUGUGGGGACUAAAAUGCGGAGGAAGAUGUGGCUGCAGAACAUGAAGGUGAAGCUGAUUGUUUUAGGAAUCCUGAUCGCCUUAAUCCUUAUCAUAAUACUCUCCAUUUGCCAUGGUUUCAACUGCGGAAAAUGAGCCCUUUGCCGUUGUCAAGAAAAUCAUUUGGCCUCGUCAGUCCAAACUUCUGCAAUUAUAUUGUAGUAAUUGUUAAGAGAAAGAUCAUAUAUCUGUUGCAACUCUGUGCUUAGUUAAAAGUAGUGAUAUUCGGACGUGUCACGAGGCGGAAGAUGUAUUUUUUGUGUGAAAGAAACUCCCUAUAUGAUGCUACUAGUACUUUGGUAUAAGAAAUGAGUGCGUUGCCCUA
This is a messenger RNA of Pyrus x bretschneideri (Chinese white pear), 1150 nucleotides long. RefSeq names its product vesicle-associated membrane protein 722. The coding region runs from base 256 to 921 and encodes 221 amino acids. Lineage: Eukaryota; Viridiplantae; Streptophyta; Magnoliopsida; Rosales; Rosaceae. Gene Ontology annotation, cellular component: membrane. The record is from RefSeq and is a predicted model, not a curated record. Gene Ontology annotation, biological process: vesicle-mediated transport. The transcript has 5 exons.